Messenger RNA from Apaloderma vittatum (bar-tailed trogon), 2825 nucleotides. Its product is annotated as protein dopey-1-like. The record is from RefSeq and is a predicted model, not a curated record. Gene Ontology annotation, cellular component: trans-Golgi network; endosome. Lineage: Eukaryota; Metazoa; Chordata; Aves; Trogoniformes; Trogonidae. The transcript is spliced from 16 exons. The annotation marks the transcript as partial. Gene Ontology annotation, biological process: Golgi to endosome transport.
AGGUAAUGUCUGUACACAAAUUGCAAGCUAGUCCCUAGUGGGGACACCGUGGGAGGAUGAACACAGAGGAGCUGGAGCUACUGACUGAUUCCAAGUACAGAAACUAUGUAGCAGCUGUUGACAAAGCGCUGAAGAACUUUGAAUAUUCCAGUGAAUGGGCAGAUUUAAUAUCAGCACUUGGAAAGCUAAACAAGGUACUACAGAACAAUGCAAAAUACCAGGUAGUACCGAAAAAGCUCACGAUAGGUAAGCGCUUAGCACAAUGUCUCCAUCCAGCAUUGCCAGGAGGGGUUCAUCGGAAGGCACUUGAAACAUACGAGAUCAUUUUCAAAAUCAUUGGACCCAAGCGUUUGGCCAAAGAUCUUUUCCUCUACAGUUCCGGACUAUUUCCACUCCUUGCCAAUGCCGCUAUGUCAGUCAAGCCAACAUUGUUGAGUCUGUAUGAGAUUUAUUACCUCCCUUUGGGGAAGACGUUGAAACCAGGACUGCAAGGACUGUUAACUGGAAUUCUGCCUGGAUUAGAGGAGGGGUCAGAGUAUUAUGAAAGGACGAACACGCUGUUGGAGAAGGUUGCCUCGGCUGUGGAUCAGUCGGCAUUCUACAGUGCUCUCUGGGGCAGCCUCCUCACAAGCCCUGCGGUUCGCUUGCCUGGCAUCACCUAUGUCCUCUCCCAUCUGAACAGGAAGCUUUCCAUGGAGGAUCAACUCUACAUAAUCGGCAGCGACAUUGAAUUAAUGGUGGAAGCAGUAAGCACGUCAGUGCAAGACACCAGUGUUUUAGUACAGAGGAGCACGUUGGACCUUAUCCUUUUUUGUUUUCCUUUCCAUAUGAGCCAGGCAACACGUCCAGACAUGAUCAGAAUUUUGUCAGCUGCCCUUCAUGUCGUACUGCGCAGGGAUAUGUCACUCAACCGAAGACUUUAUGCGUGGCUUCUAGGUUUGGAUAACCACGGUGCCCAUCUAGGACCCAGAAGUACAAGGCACAGCAAUCCCGACGAGCAUGCCACUUACUACUUCAACACCUUCUCUAAGGACAUGUUAGUUCAGGCAAUGAUUGGUAUAUUACAAGUUAAUGGGCAUGGAGAAGAAAGCACAUUAAUGCAAGACUUGAAGCCUUUUCGAAUUCUGAUCAGUUUGCUGGAUAAGCCCGAACUAGGCCCUGCCAUCCUCGAGCACGUAUUGAUUGAAGUGUUUCGAACAUUAUAUACACAGUGCAAAGCAGAACUGGAGCUUCAGGCAGAACCUUCUUUCAACAAAGAUCACACACAGCUAAGCAGCAAACUGAGAGAAAACAAGAAAACAGCAGAAUUGAUUAAAACUGCCAAUCUUCUCUUUAAUUCCUUUGACCCUUAUUAUAUGUGGGAUUACAUUGCUCGUUGGUUUGAAGAAUGUUGUAGGAGGACAUUACAUGCCAGACUUCAGACUGGGCCUGGAGAUGGCAGUGAGCAAUCUGAGUUACCCCUGAGAAAUUUCUGCUUGUUAGUGGAUUUUUUGUUGGAUAUAGUUUCUUUGCCUACUAGAAGUAUGAGAGUGCUGUGUCAGGAGACUCACAUUGAAAUACAGACGGAACACUUGCCUCAACUGUUGCUGAGGAUGAUUUCUGCAUUGACAAGUCAUCUUCAGACUUUGCACUUGUCUGAGCUUACUGACUCUCUCAGACUCUGCUCAAAGAUCCUUAGUAAGGUUCAACCUCCAUUGCUGUCUGCUGGGACAGAUGGUAUCCUGCAGCUUCCCACUGGACACAGCAGCUCCAUCAAAGAAUGGGAAACUAAAAAGGUGCCGUCGGUUUCACUUGAAAAUCCUAAUGAAGUCUUCGAAGAUGGUGAAAAUCCUCCAAGCAGUCGAUCGUCAGAAAGCGGCUUCACGGAGUUUGUGCAGUACCAGGCAGAUACGACGGAUGACAUCGACCGAGCGCUGAACGAAGGUCCCAGUGCCGCUGGCAUCCCUAUAGUUGGUAGCACGUCCUCAGAGACUGAGACGGCAUCGACUGUGGGAUCCGAGGAAACCAUUGUACAACCUCCUUCCGUAACGACACAGGGCACGGCACCUCGAAGUGGGAGAACGAUCCAGAAGACUGCAAUGCAGUGCUGUUUGGAGUACGUCCAGCAGUUUUUAACCAGAUUUAUCAACCUGUAUAUCAUUCAGGGUUCCUUGCCUCAGCCCUUAGGGGCAGAGCUUCUGGCAGACCCCACUAGAGAGCAAGGACAGACCACAAAAUGGGACAGAGAAUCACAUGGUGACGCUAAGGUGAAGAAAACAAACAAGAAAAAAACACCAAAAGAAUACCUUCCUGCCUUUAUUGCUGCUUGUCAGCUGUACCUUGAAUGUUCGAGCUUUCCCGUUUACAUUGCUGAAGGAAACCGUACUUCGGAAUUACAUCCUGGGAAGCCUGAAGUUGACUGUGAACAAGUACAGCCUCCGCUGUGGCUGCAGACUUUAAUGAAUGCUUGCAAGCAAGCAGGCGAUUUCAGUGUUCAGGGUGUUUCUAUUUCCCUUGUGAUGGACUUGGUUGGGUUGACUCAAUCUGUCGCUCUCGUCACUGGAGAAAAUCUGAACAGUGUGGAAACGAAUCAGCCUCUUAGCCCAAACCAGGGAAGAGUGGCUGUGGUCAUCAGACCUCCUCUUACUCAAGGCAAUCUGAGAUAUAUGGCUGAGAAGACAGAUUUCUUCAAGCAUAUAGCUUUAACGCUUUGGGACCAGCUGGGUGAUGGAACUCCUCAGCAUCAUCAGAAGAGUGUGGAGCUCUUCUACCAGCUGCACAACCUCGUUCCAUCUUCUAGCAUUUGCGAAGAUGUUAUUAGUCAGCAGCUGACUCACAGAGACAAG